This is a messenger RNA of Helianthus annuus (common sunflower), 645 nucleotides long. RefSeq lists its product as uncharacterized. The record is from RefSeq and is a predicted model, not a curated record. The coding region runs from base 1 to 588 and encodes 195 amino acids. NCBI's taxonomy places the organism in Eukaryota, Viridiplantae, Streptophyta, Magnoliopsida, Asterales, Asteraceae. The transcript is spliced from 2 exons.
AUGGGUUACCGCACAAACGCUGCAAAACUUGAUUUCUCCGAGAUAUUGUCGGAAGAGGUUGAAGCGGAGUUAAAAGAGGCUGCUGUAGUUUCUAUGGGAACUGAAGUCAGUGAACUUGAUUUGAUUAAUAUUAAGGAUCUGUGUGAUCAAAACUUGUCGGCGCUCGUCUUAUCGCUCACGGAGGCGUUGAAGGUUGUAGAUGCGGUUGCGUUUUACAAAGCUGCGUUUGGUGCUGAGGAGGUGAAUCGUGUGAAUCAUCCGAAGCGGAAGGCUGAUCAGGAGCUUCCUGUUCUGAUUUCUGCUGAGAUUAAGCUCGCUAACUCGAGUUUUCUUGUUUCUGAUGUUUCUGAGGAUUCUACCGCUACUGAUAAAGCGGUGGGGUCUGGACUGGUUUUCUGCCUAGAGACCGAGGACAUUGAAGCUGUUGUGGACGCAACAAUUAAGGCUGGUGCAGUUGCCGAUGGUGAAAUUAGCGAGGGUGAAGGUGCGUGCUGUGGUGGGCGCGUUGGUAAAGUCAAGGACCCGUACGGCGUCGUCUGGGCAAUCUGCACUCAUAUUGCUAAAAAGUGUGGUGACGUGGAGGCUUAAGGAACGUUGGAUUUGAUCUGCUGUUGGUUUUUGUUUUUAGGAUGCUUUUUAAUUCAA